AGGGAUUUCAGGCUGAAUGAUUGCACGCUGGCAGGUGGACAGGCAGUUGUUUAGCUACAUCGUAGAGCACAGUCAUUCUGGAUUUGUGUACUUUACCCGCUGUAGUGAAGUUUUAUUCCUGAUGCUAAUGCUAGCUUAGCUUAGUCAUGUCUUCCCAGAGCAGCGCUGCUGGAAGGAUCCACGGGCUGCUGCUCAAACUUCAUGAAUUACUUUCAGACGAGGACAGCCGAGGUGCAGCUUUGAAAUGUCACGAUAUUAUCGGUGAUCUGGGACAGGAGUGCAUGCUAACACCGACCGAGAAUGAACUUGCUUUACAGAUGUCCUUAUUGUUCUCAAAAGACUAUGGACUCCUCAGCUUCCUCAGGAAGUCCCUGCCAUCAGAGGAGCUGCGAGACACCCGGGUAGAGAUCUUAGGUUUUUUGGAGACAUUGUUGGACAAAGUCUCACCAAGAGUUAAAGGUUGGGAAAAGUCCUACGCCACUGACAUAAGAGACAUGUGCAUGACUGUGUACACAAAGGAGAAAGUAGCCAAAUGUAGGACUCCAGUGCUGGAGCUUCUUAUUAAGGUUCUCCAAACAACAAAGGCUUCCAGUGUUGUUGCAGACUUUAGAAUCUGUGAAAUAUUUAACAAAUAUUACAGUGAGCUGUAUCAGAAGACCAAAUUACCAGAUUCAGUUCUUGCUAAAAUCUAUGAAUUGCUCGGAGUUCUUGCAGAGGUUCAUCCCAGUGAGAUGGUGAACAACUCAGACAAACUCUACAAGGCCUAUCUGGGAGAGCUGAAGGAGCAGAUGACUUCUUCAACGAAGGAACCAAAGCUUAUUGUUGUUGCUGGAUGUUUGAGAGGAAUCACUGCUCUCAUGGUCAACUUCACUAAAACCAUGGAAGAAGACCCAGCAACAUCAAAGGAAAUUUUCCAGUAUGCCCUGAAGGCAAUCAGUCCCCAGCUGGAAAUGACUCGAUAUGCCAUCACAUUUGCUGGCCUUCGAUUGUUUGCCAGACAUGCCUCCCAGUUCAGCAGCUGCCUCAUGGAUCACUACAGAGCUCUGUUUGAGAUCACGUCUAAGCUCUGUGGACACAUCAACGCUGAGAUGAAGAAGAUGAGUUACUAUGCACUAGAGGCGUUCCUCAAACAGGUUGCUAUGUUGGUGGCUGAGAAUAUUGAAGAGCACAAAAGCAAGUUAAAGUUCUUCAUGCAGAAGUUCUGCGGCAUCAUUAAGACCAUGGACUCAACACACAAAGAGCUGUCUAUUGCCAUACGAGGAUAUGGAUUCUUUGCAGCCGUAAGUUUAUUCCUUGGUUGUAAAAGCCAGAGUUUAUACAUCAAAAGUACAAGUUUAUCCACACAUGUAUUAACCUGAUAACCAAGCGGUUAU
This is a messenger RNA of Amphiprion ocellaris (clown anemonefish), 1373 nucleotides long. RefSeq names its product DNA-dependent protein kinase catalytic subunit-like. The transcript has 11 exons. The coding region runs from base 147 to 1358 and encodes 403 amino acids. The record is from RefSeq and is a predicted model, not a curated record. Lineage: Eukaryota; Metazoa; Chordata; Actinopteri; Pomacentridae.